Messenger RNA from Staurois parvus, 327 nucleotides. Lineage: Eukaryota; Metazoa; Chordata; Amphibia; Anura; Ranidae. The record is from the annotation of a GenBank genome assembly.
AUGGGUCCCUGUACGGCCUCCCAUUGCUGCUGUCUCCAUCGCCACACUCUGCCAUGUGCCACUUUCAGGUCUCCUCACACUCCUGCUGGUUUCCAUUUUGUCAUAGGUUGCUGUAUGGCCUCCCAUUGCUGCUGCCUCCACCGCCACACUGUGGCUCCAAACACUGGUUUUGGCCCCGUGACUGGCCAAAUGAGUGAAGUGUGCGGUGAUUCUAAGAUCGACGGCACUCAUUCUGCAUGUCAUACUGAGUGACAGUAUUAUUUCUCUUCCCCAGCAGACUCCAACGGGCAUUUAAAUUAAAGGUUACAGUGUUCUGCACUAAUAUUA